AUUCGGGGCGUGUGGAUUUUAUUUAUUAAUAUUAAAUAGGAGGAAGAAGAUUGAGGUUUUUUGUGAUUUAUUCUAGAAGAAAAAUAUCUUUGGUCCAAUACAUGUGUUUACACUUCAUUUCUGCCGAAAAAGAAGACAGCAUACUAACAAUAAUAAUAUUUCAAAGCAAAAGUUUUAUUAAUACACGGUUCUUAAAAUAAAUAAAUCGUAUGACCAUAUUUUUGCCUAACCACACGCCGUACAAAUUGAAUCACGUGACGCGCUCCGUUUCCGGUUGCUAUUUUGUUGUACUUCCAUGUUUUGGACCUAAACAACGUCGCCAAAGUACAGUUCGGCGAGAUAAACAUUGACUUUUGACUGAUUUGUCUCCGUGAGCAGUCACUGGCUGGUCUGCGAGCAGAAGAGGAGCUCGACCGCUGCUGUGGGACAAAAUGGACCACGGCGUGGCUUUUCAGAGCAAGUUAACCUCCAUCAUGGAGAAACUGGCUCAGGCAGCGGUGCUGGAGAUCAGCAGGGUAUGGGAGGACGGCUUCGCUCUUUUUCAGGUCGAGCUACGCCGAAGACAGAGUGAAAUCGAAGCCCUGAAUAAAAAGUUAAAGCAGAUGGAGCACGAGCGUCUGUCCGCUCCGAUUCAGACCGCAAACCUGCAGCUGUCAUCGUCAACCUCCAGAAGAGAGCAGAACAACAGCAAGCUGCUGCCGCCUAGCGGCGACGAUACUGUUCAGCACUUGUGUUCCAAUACUGAAAACACAGAGGUCGACGUUACAGCUAUUGUUACAGCGCCAUCACCAGCUCAGACACAGGAGAAACAGUUUGAAGGAGGUGACACGGAUGAUGAUGACAAAGUGCUAAUGGUCAAAUUGGAGGACGAGGAUGAAGACGACGUCCAGAUUGUGGAGGAAGUGAUGGAAUCUGACUGUCAUCACAGUGAGAUGGACCUCACCCAGCAGUCGGCUGAGGUCCAGGAAGGAAGGGAGACUCAACAGUGGACUUCUGUUUCAGUGGAGGACAGCGACACUACGGACACCUCAGACUGUUUGUUUGAACCCCAGCAGGUGUCCCAGAGCAUGGACUCAGAAAUCCUACUUAUUCAAAAUGCCUUAGAUAUUUUUGACAACACGUCAGAGACAGGAUAUUCAGACAGAUGUGUGAAGAAUAAGGAACCAGGUGCAUCCGGCAAAUUAAGGGCUCCUUUGACUUUCUGCCAGUCUCAGCCGAGUCGGACUCCAGACGCAACAAAUCUCCCAGAGAGGGGAGUGUCGCUCAGAUUCCUCUCUGAGAAACAGUCGUCAACUAAGAACACGUCGGCCUUUAACUCCAACAGCAGACUCAUCUACUUACACGACCCAGAGAUCCAAAAAGCCUUGGCAGGUUGUCACCGCAUUAAGGAGAAAUGGUUCAUCUGUACGUUCUGUGGGAAAAGCUUUGAUCGUGUCAGCCAUCUCGAGAUUCACGAGCGCAUUCACACCGGAGAGAAACCGUACACCUGUGACAUAUGUGGCAAGUGCUUUUCCCAGAGGAGUAACCUUCGCACUCACCAGCGGACUCACAAAGAAACCUUGGCCCAAAAUAUGGUCUGAUGUCAUGAUGCAUUUAAAUGGUGUGGGUCAAUUCCAGUCCACUGUGACUUACAAAUAGGAGUCGUAGCUAAGCGAACAUGUUGCUCAAGAUCUAGAAAAACUUGAAUUCCACAGCGCAAUUCCUCCAAACUGAUAUUUCAACUUAAGUAUUACAAUUACAAAUCAGUGCAGUUUCCCCUCCGUGGCUCAAAUACACAAAACACUUUGCCUUGCUGAACACCUCUUGCAGUUGCUCCUGGCACGACUGGGUGCUGUGCCCCCUGUCUGAUAAUGUGAUAAAUGGUGUGUUCAAAUCUCAGGUGAUAUUUUUUUAUGCUGGAGACAUUUCAUUGUGCACUGGAGUUCUUCACGGUUGACAAGGCUUUACAAAAAUGCUUCUAUCGCCACCUGUUGACUAAGCAGGACUUUAGCAUCACAGUAAGGUAAUAUUGACUUGAUUCAAAUAAAACAGUAUAUUUAUUACUACUACUUUAAGGUAACCGCCUUAAGUUUGAGUCACUAACAUUUACUCUGUAUUUUCAUAUAAAUUAAAAAAUGUAGCAGACUGACAAAACUGUGGAGGUUUUAAUAAUUUUAGCUAACUUUUGAAUUCUCGUGUUUAACUUUAAUAAAAAAUAAACAAGCGGGGAAAAGCUACUUGUUGCAAACUUCUGAACAUUUGUGUGAAUUAAUUUGUGUGAAUUAUUUUUUUUUACAUUUACCUGUGUCAUCAUUACAGUUAAAGCCCUUCUAAUCAUUGGUCUGAUUUUACAGAUUUACUGUAAGUGAAACACUAAUUAAAUUUGUAUUAAAUUCAAAGACCAGAUUUCUCCGACUGUGUUCUACUUCAUGCUGGUUCAGACUCCACACCACCGGUGUUUCUGUCCUUCCUGAACAGGACUGAAGAUAGGAUCUGCCCCACUUUGGAGCAUUGUUUGCAAACUGGGGCAUUACUGCUGCUGGGGGCAGUAACAGGUGGAUGUGGAACUAACAGAGGCAGAGGUCACAUGGUUGAAAACUGGAUGAAAAGUUUGAAAAGAAGAUUGUGUCGUGACCAAACAUUUGUACUUUGUUUGUAUUGAAAACUAAACUGUUUCUUAGGGCUCUCAGGUUUCUCAAAAAAAAAAGUCAAGGUUUCAAUUCAUUCUAUCAUUGAUUUUGUGAUUUCUUUUUUAAUUCUAUUAAUAUCCACCCGUCAAGUUCUCACAAAAACAUUUUGCAAAUUCCCAGAUACCAUUUUUUGUGCUUCUAUUAAGGCUCCACGUGUUUCUUUGACUUCUGCUUCUGUGCUGUUCCUGUUAGAAGUUAAUAGAAUUUAAAGCUUCAAAAGUUUUUCAUUUUCUCUAAAUUUUUAACAGAUGCUUAAAUGAGCAAUAACAGCCCGGGUACUUCUGUCUUUACGUAUAAACUAUAUACACGACCAUAUACACAAA
This is a messenger RNA of Cynoglossus semilaevis (tongue sole), 2992 nucleotides long. Its product is annotated as zinc finger protein 329-like. Gene Ontology annotation, cellular component: nucleus. Gene Ontology annotation, biological process: embryo development; regulation of transcription by RNA polymerase II. The transcript has 2 exons. Gene Ontology annotation, molecular function: RNA polymerase II transcription regulatory region sequence-specific DNA binding; DNA-binding transcription factor activity, RNA polymerase II-specific. The coding region runs from base 432 to 1580 and encodes 382 amino acids. NCBI's taxonomy places the organism in Eukaryota, Metazoa, Chordata, Actinopteri, Pleuronectiformes, Cynoglossidae. The record is from RefSeq and is a predicted model, not a curated record.